This is a messenger RNA of Arabidopsis lyrata subsp. lyrata, 1018 nucleotides long. Its product is annotated as probable myosin light chain kinase DDB_G0284661. NCBI's taxonomy places the organism in Eukaryota, Viridiplantae, Streptophyta, Magnoliopsida, Brassicales, Brassicaceae. The transcript has 2 exons. The record is from RefSeq and is a predicted model, not a curated record. The coding region runs from base 317 to 778 and encodes 153 amino acids.
GUAACAACUGGAUAACAUCAAUGCACAACCUCCUUCUGUCCUUCAUGUUGUGUUGAGUGGGGACUUAGCCAGAUUAGAUUUACAAUUGUUAAAAAAAAGUUUCUUUCUUUUCUCUGGCCCUACUCUCCCACCCACAUGCCCUUCCCUCUCUCUCUCUUAGUCUCUAUAUCUCUCUAAAUGCCAAUCUCUUGCCUAUUUAUUUGACUCUUUCAACAUUCCCUCGAACUCCACUUGAAGCAAACCCAAUAAAAAACACACACACAAGACUUGUCUUACAAAACAACCAAGUCUCAAGAAACUUGGAAAGCUAAGAGCUAUGGCUAUGGAGUUAGAGCUUGAUGAUGAUGUCUUCUUUGCAGACAUAAGCAAACAAAUCUCCCUUCUCAUCAUGGAUGAAGAUGAACACUUAAACCCUGUUUCUCUGUCUUCCUCCUCCUCCUCUCUCUCAUUCCAGGGUUUGUUCAGAGGAGGUUACCAAACGGCUCCAUAUAUGUAUCAACAAGAACAGAGCAAAGGGACUGGUGUGUUCAUCCCUAAAUCGUCUCAGCCUAGAAGAAGACCUCAUCAUCAUCAAAAGCAAGGAAGGUAUAGUUCCUUCAGCGCCAAGCAACAACACUCUCUUCAUCAAAACAGACAAGAGUAUCAUCAGCAGAAUCAUGAGAACUCAAGAAGUACUGUCACCACUCACAACAACAACAACAAGAGCAACAUGAACACUAAUGUUCAUGCUUCUAUCCCAGGAAGAACCUACAGAGAUGCAUCAUCUAUCUACACCUGAUUAAUUUUAACAAAUAUUCUUCUGUGUGAUCAAUUCAUAUAAUUUUAAAUUAGAUGCAUAAGAUUGAUUUGUUUGUAAAUUCAGCGAACAAUAAAAGGAUUAUUGUAUAAGGAAGGUCUUGGAGAUAUGUUCCAAGUUUGUUCUUGCUUUUAUGUAACUCUUUCUUGUCAUUUUAGAGAUGCACUAACUUUUCCUCCAUUUGUAAUCUUUUAAGGAUUGAAUGAAAAUCAAAUUUGUGCC